Molecule: messenger RNA, 1199 nt
Organism: Durusdinium trenchii
Lineage: Eukaryota; Dinophyceae; Suessiales; Symbiodiniaceae
Source: the annotation of a GenBank genome assembly
AGUUUUUGCUUGGCUCACUGCAGGCUCCCGAAAGUGUAAGCUUAUCACAGCCAUGGCAUUCUCCUGGAAACACCUCGUGGCGCUCUUCACCUUAUUGAGUGUGGCUGUGGCAAGCACUGCUAGCAAUGAAAGCAAAGAAAGCAGCAAUCAGACAAGCAGAUCAAGCAAUGAAACUAUUGGCAUUAAUCAGACAAGUGGGAACAGCACAGGGCUGCUGGUGAAGUCAAUGUCAAGAGGCUCCACUUUGCGUGUCAUCAAUGGCUGCAACGAGCCCAUGUGGAUUGCACAUUGUUGCAACUACAAGUACCGUCAGAACGUGAAGAUCGAGGCUGGUGCUUCCCACGACUUCCCGGCCUACGCUGGGCUCAUGGGCUUUCGCCUUUGGCCGAAGUUGAGGUGCAACUCCGAUGGCAAUGGCUGCCGCAUCGGCCAGAGCGGAGGCAAGGGGCAGCCCUGCGGCACGGACGGCAACUGGCGAUGCCAGGCGCAUAUUGAUACGAAGUUCGAAGCCAGUUUCGGUGGACGCCGUGAUUAUUUCGACAUGAGCCUAGUGGAUGGCUACACCCUGCCCUUCAAGCUGAAGCUUCGUGGCUGCUCCGUCAAGGGCGGCACCUUCUGGGAUUGUUCAGGGCUUCGUUCUGAUGUCUGCCCCAGAGGGAAUCGGGAGUACUACAACGGCAGGCUGCUGGGCUGCCACGCGCGAGGGCGCCCUGGGCGGGGCUCAAGGAGCUACAUCGACCUGGUCCAUCAGCGCUGUCCCAGGACAUAUGCCUACGACCUGGAUGACAAGAAUCCUGGCAGUCUCAGAUGUCCUACCACUCGGGGAAGGGGUGCAGAGGUGUUUAAUCGUGUCAUUGAUGUGAUUAUUUAAGCAUUACUUCCAGGAGUCACAGGAACGGGAACUUCAACUGUCCUCAUGGCACGACGUACGAGUUGACCUUCCUGUGCCCCUGAGACGGCAGGCAGCUGACGGCAGGGUGGGACUUCCUGCACUAAGCUGUUGUGGUGCUCAUUGUUGAUCAAGCAUGAUCUUUGCGAAGCAACCUUGCCCUGCACGGGGUCAUCCUGAAAUCUCGCAUUUUUUGGAGGCACCUUGUGGCCUUCCCAUAGUGCCUUGGGAUGCCUUGGGCCUUUUGUGCCCAUGCCUUUGAUCCUGACCGAUCCACCUCACCAGUCCAGCUCCAUGCGGCAAUUGCGAA